This is a messenger RNA of Vespa velutina, 2432 nucleotides long. RefSeq names its product cytosolic non-specific dipeptidase (gene Cndp2). Bases 205 to 1650 code for a protein of 481 amino acids. The transcript has 5 exons. The record is from RefSeq and is a predicted model, not a curated record. Gene Ontology annotation, molecular function: metallodipeptidase activity. Gene Ontology annotation, biological process: proteolysis. NCBI's taxonomy places the organism in Eukaryota, Metazoa, Arthropoda, Insecta, Hymenoptera, Vespidae.
GUGACAUAAAAUAUAGUAGGUUAUAAAUCACAUGAAUUAAUGAGAGAAGAGAAACGAUAAAUAAAUUGAUAAAAUACUGUAAUUCGUCAUGUUCUGACAUCAUAGUAUUAUAAUUAUACAUUUUUAUUGUUUUGAUGUUUUUUCUGGUUAUAUAAUACUCAAAAAAAAUUAUCAGUUGUUAGUUCGACAUCACAACUCUUUAAAAUGACGGAGCAAAAAGUGAAAGCUCUACCUGAAACAUUAACAAAGUUGUUUGGAUAUAUAGACGCUCAUAAGGUAGAAUAUAUUGAUAAUCUGCGAGAGGCAGUUGCUAUAAAAUCUGUCUCUGCAUGGCCAGAUCAUAGAAAUGAAAUAAUUAAUAUGGUAAAAUGGAUGGAAGAGAAAUUAAAAGAACUUGGUGCUACUACGGAAUUAGCAGAUAUAGGAGUACAAAAAUUGCCAAAUGAUAUUGAAAUUCCACUUCCACCUGUACUCUUGGGUAAUCUUGGUUCCAAUCCUAAAAAGAAAACUGUACUUUUAUAUGGACAUUUAGAUGUCCAGCCAGCGCUUAAAGAAGAUGGAUGGGAUACUGAGCCUUUUGUCCUUACCGAAAAAAAUGAUAAACUUUAUGGACGUGGUAGUACGGAUGAUAAAGGACCAGUUUUGUGUUGGCUUCAUGCACUUCAAGCUUAUAAAGCCAUCGGUGAAGACAUUCCAGUUAACAUAAAGUUUGUAUUCGAAGGUAUGGAAGAAAGUGGGAGCGAAGGAUUGGAUGAAUUACUUUGGAACCGUAAGAAUACUUUCUUAAAAGGAACGGAUUACGUUUGCAUAUCUGAUAACUAUUGGUUGGGUACUACAAAACCUUGUAUUACAUAUGGAUUAAGAGGAAUUUGUUAUUUUCAAAUUGAGGUAACAUGUGCGAGCAAAGAUUUGCACAGUGGUACAUUUGGUGGUAUUGUACAUGAAGCAAUGGCAGAUCUCAUUUAUUUGAUGAAUACCUUGGUAGACGUCAAUGGGAAAAUAUUGAUAAAUGAAAUUUACGAUAACGUUGCUCCUAUUACUGUUCAAGAAUUAAAUAGUUAUGAAACUAUUGAUUUCGACGUGAAUGAACUUCGCGAUUCUUGUGGAGCAGUUACAUUACCUCAUAACGAGGACAAGAUUCAACUUUUGAUGCACCGUUGGAGACAGCCAAGUUUAUCCCUUCAUGGAAUUGAAGGUGCUUUCAGCGAACCUGGUGCAAAAACUGUUAUUCCAAGAAAAGUUAUUGGAAAAUUUUCUAUUAGAUUGGUACCAAACAUGACGCCAGAGCUAACUGUUGCAAAAGUAACUAAAUAUUUGAAAGCAAAAUGGGAAGCUAGAAAAAGUCCAAAUAAAUUUAACGUUAUUAUGAAUCAUGGAGGCAAACCAUGGUCAGAAAAUCCUGAACAUCCGAAUUAUAUAGCCGGACGAAAUGCUACCAAACACGUUUAUAAUGUCGAGCCUGAUCUUUCUCGCGAGGGUGGAUCUAUUCCGGUUACUCUUACAUUCCAAGAGGCCACGGGUAAAAAUGUUUUGCUCUUACCUGUUGGAGCUGGCGAUGAUGGAGCUCAUUCUCAAAAUGAGAAGUUAAAUAUAUAUAAUUACAUUCAAGGGAUACAUUGGAUUAUACCACUCAUACAAAGAAUGAUAUAAUCCAAACUUGAUGUCGGUGGAUGAUCUUAUUGCUGCUGCCAAUUCACCUAUGGUCCAAAUAAAAAUCAAUUGGAAUUUAAUUCAUAUACAAAUAAACGUGGUUAGUACCUAUCAGAUUUUUCUGUGGUCCUACGUCCAUGGAAUUCCAACUGAAGGAAUAUUUCGAUGGCCACAAUGUAUAUCCUUCGUGAUGUUUACUAGUUAAUACAACAUAUUUUGCGCCAGAAGCUUGAAAUAUUUCGCUCCAUUGAGAUGCAUUAAAAAAUUCUGCAGUAAAGUCACGUGCAAAAUCUUGAUAAGUGUAAUUAGGAGGGUACCGAUCCUUCAUGAAAUCAUGAUAUUUAGUACCGGUUUCUUCUACAAUAACAAAGACAAAUUUAUAUAUAACAUAUGUUUGAUCAUUUUGUUGUUGUUAACAAGCAAACGUAUUAUACCUUUCCAAUUAUUCCAAAACCAUUCGGAACCAAAACUGGGAACGCUGAAUACUCCCCAAUGAAUAAAUAUACCAAAUUUGGCAUUGUCGUACCAACCAGGAAGUGGCCUUGCAUCUAAACUCUCCCAGGUAGGAUCGUAUUUGAAUUGAUUUAAAUUGCGAUUUGAUAAUAAAUCAUGUUCUCUCUUAUUAUCAGCUUUUAUCACGAAAUAAUGAUCUUCUGAAGAUCCACAUUGAACAAGAAUGUUCCACAAAAGUGUAAUAUAAAGAAAAAAUGUUAGAACUUGCAUGAUAAUAUAUAUGUAUAUUUUUAAAGAAUAAUAUUCCUACUGAUUUUUUUUUAUAUAUA